This is a messenger RNA of Anguilla rostrata (American eel), 2754 nucleotides long. It is a transcript of the gene gpx2, whose product is annotated as glutathione peroxidase 2. Gene Ontology annotation, molecular function: glutathione peroxidase activity. NCBI's taxonomy places the organism in Eukaryota, Metazoa, Chordata, Actinopteri, Anguilliformes, Anguillidae. Gene Ontology annotation, biological process: response to oxidative stress. The transcript is spliced from 2 exons. The record is from RefSeq and is a predicted model, not a curated record.
AUCUCUGGCACAUAAAGUAAUUAAGCAGUUUUAGGAGGUUUUAAGAUGUUGCACAGCUGAACAUGCCAUAAGGAAUCUGUGUGAGAUGGAAUGCAAAGAAACACUGGCAGUCAUUCGAAACUGCAUUAUAUCGUACACUGGUAAUCAAUACAUUUCUGUACCUAAAGGAUUUCCAUUACUACUCUAUUUAAUUUUAGCAGUUGGUUUAUAGCGACUACAUUCAAAGCAUUACUGUAAAUACAGUGUGUAGCCACUCAGAGACUGAAUACCAUUUCAAAUUUUGAAGGAUUUCCCUUGUAUUUACUCUUCAGGUCCUUUGUUUUUUAAUGACAGCUACUAGAAGUUGAAACUCUACUAGAAGAAGGACACAGAGAAAUGGAUAAAAACAAGACUAACCUUUAUGAGAACUUAUGUGCAACAUUAAAAACAUUCCUUUCAUUCAGCUUGUCUUUCUGAAGGGCAGUAUUCACUGAAGACCCAAUGAAGAAAAAAAUGGGGCCUUAGCUUGGACCCAGUAUGUAAGAUAAAACAGUCAUGCAUUUUUAAUCACCAGCUGAGAAACGCAGGUAAUGAGUAGAUACAUUUUUCAUGGCCCAGAAACUUAUAUGUGUCAUAGAAUUACCACAGUGCCUCUGCUGCCUGUAUCACUGUGGCCCAACUUUCUAUGCCCAGAUCACUGUAUCCUGUAUGAACAGAUGAUAGAGCAGGGUUGUUCCUGAAAGAAAAAACAUAUUCACUGCUGCACACAUUACUCUGCAUGCUGGUACUCACGACAGAGGCUUUCACUCCAUUCAUCUUGAUUAUUUUUAUUCAUUAGUUGAACAACCAGCCAACCUCUAGUAAGAGAUUAAAUAAUACUGCAUGAAUGCCUUCUCCAGCAUUUUAUGCUAUACAUUUGUGAUGCAUAUAAUCCAGAUCAUGGUUAUCGUUCUUAGAUACGCUACAAUACCAAAGAGUUUGCUUAUCAACCAAAUGCAAGUGGAUGUUUGGGGCUCUAGUCCUGUGCCCUCUCGACUCUGGAACUUCCAAGAGAAAUUAUUAUUUUUACAUUUACCAUUAUUAAACCAAUAAGCAUUAUUUUGUUCAUAACUGUAGGUCUGUUUUUGUAUGUUUUUGGAAAUAUGUUAAAUGGGAAAAAAUGGCAAAACUAAAAAGAGUACCCAGCUCAUAAAUUGACCACAUUAAAUUGAAGCUAUUUUCUGGUUCGCCACAAAUCUAUCAAAAACCCAAUGAGAUGAAAUGUUAAAGACAUUGUUCCGUUCUCUGACUAUGGAAAUUGCUGAAUGGCAAUUGAUGCACUGGCCUUUUGGACCCUGGAAUACCUGUUUGUUAUAUAGGCCUAUAGCCUACUGUAUAUUCAGUCAGAGUGUAUGUUUACUCGCGAUUCUCUGUUUCACAACUGGUCAGUUUUAAUUAAUACAAUACUGCUGCAGGGUGGUUAAACUAUUUUCAGUCCAUGUUGUCCAUGGUUGAUCAGUUAUAUCAAGAACAGAUCGAGAACACAUGACAUUCCUAACCAUUUGGAUUUGCAAACUGAAAUUGAAAUAGGAGUAGGCCUUAUUGCCAUCGUCAAAGUAUCAGUAACUGGCAUGUAUCGGCUUUCUGCUAGGUCAUUUGACACGCAACACGGUUGCUUUAUAUCCUAAGUCAGGUGAGUGUUAGCCGUAUGCCUACCUGUGCAGUUAAGGACAGACACAUCCACCGAUACAUGCACUCCUCAGAGGUCAGGACACGUGCACAGUAUGGCCUUCGUAGCAAAGACCUUCUACGAUCUCCGUGCGACGACGCUGGAGGGAGAGUCCGUGGAUUUUAAUAUAUACAGAGGACGGGUGGUAUUGAUAGAGAAUGUGGCCUCACUUUGAGGGACAACCACGAGGGACUACAGUCAGCUCAACCAGCUACAGGAAAAAUAUCCCCAUCGAUUGGUUGUCCUCGGUUUCCCCUGCAAUCAGUUCGGCUACCAGGAAAAUUGUUCCAAUGGAGAAAUCCUGAAAUCUCUGAAAUACGUGCGCCCAGGAGAAGGGUUCCAGCCUAUCUUCACCAUGUUCGAAAAAUGCGAUGUGAACGGAGAGAACACACACCCAGUUUUCACCUACUUGAAAGAUAAACUACCAUAUCCCUACGACGACCCGACCACUCUCAUUCAAGAUCCUAAAUUCCUUGUCUGGAGCCCUAUCAACCGGAACGACAUCUCCUGGAAUUUUGAAAAGUUUCUCAUUGCGCCAGAGGGGGAACCUUUCAAACGGUACAGCAAAAAAUUUCUAACUAUUGACAUUGAGCCCGAUAUCCAACGACUGCUGAAGCUAACUAAAACCUAAAUUUGCUGAGAGAAGAAAUAUAUUACUUUUUUCGUCAGUCACACAGAAGACAGGUGAUUUGAUGUUCCGAGGUUGAAUUGUGGCAUUUUCCAUAUACGUUUGAGUUUUACUAAAUGAAGGUAAUAUUCUAAACCAGUAAGUGGAAUAAUACCCGAGGUCUUGUAAAUAUUCAAUAGGUGUGGAUCAUGCUAUUUCUGUAUCAUGUGUAUUAUCCCGUUAAUUAAAAAUGAAUAAACCAAAUACUGCUUUUUGAUGCUGGAAGGACAAACCCUUAGACAAAUAUUAGUUCUGGCCUGUUUCUCCUUCUGCAGAAUUACACUUGCUAAAUGAUGCAGACUUGAUAACCGCUAUUGUAACAAAGUUAUCCUUUGCUGCCAUUUAUCACUGUCAUAAAAAAUAAAAAAAAUGUUUUCAGCCGUAUGGUCAGCAUACAAAA